This is a messenger RNA of Piliocolobus tephrosceles (Ugandan red Colobus), 3471 nucleotides long. RefSeq names its product moesin (gene MSN). The record is from RefSeq and is a predicted model, not a curated record. Gene Ontology annotation, cellular component: cytoskeleton. The coding region runs from base 251 to 1420 and encodes 389 amino acids. The transcript has 9 exons. Lineage: Eukaryota; Metazoa; Chordata; Mammalia; Primates; Cercopithecidae. Gene Ontology annotation, molecular function: actin binding.
GCGAGGGCGGGGAGCGGCGCGGAAGCCGGGCCACAUAAAGGAGCGGGCGGCGCAACAGGGGCGGCUCUUUCCUGGGUGGGGUUUGUGAAGUCGUGGCCCGUUAGCAGGAAGCCUAACAGUCGCCCCGACGCUAGUGAGGGACCCAAUCUGAGUCCCCGGCCAACCGAAUCCGAGCUGUGUGUACUGCGUGCUCAGCACUGCCCGACAGUCCUAGCUAAACUUCGCCAACUCCGCUGCCUUUGCCGCCACCAUGCCCAAAACGAUCAGUGUGCGUGUGACCACCAUGGAUGCAGAGCUGGAGUUUGCCAUCCAGCCCAACACCACCGGGAAGCAGCUAUUUGACCAGGUGGUGAAAACUAUUGGCUUGAGGGAAGUUUGGUUCUUUGGUCUGCAGUACCAGGACACUAAAGGUUUCUCUACCUGGCUGAAACUCAAUAAGAAGGUGACUGCCCAGGACGUGCGGAAGGAAAGCCCCCUGCUCUUUAAGUUCCGUGCUAAGUUCUAUCCUGAGGAUGUAUCCGAGGAAUUGAUUCAGGACAUCACUCAGCGCCUGUUCUUUCUGCAAGUGAAAGAGGGCAUUCUCAAUGAUGAUAUUUACUGCCCGCCUGAGACUGCUGUGCUGCUGGCCUCGUAUGCUGUCCAGUCUAAGUAUGGCGACUUCAAUAAGGAGGUGCAUAAGUCUGGCUACCUGGCCGGAGACAAGUUGCUCCCACAGAGAGUCCUGGAACAGCAUAAACUCAACAAGGACCAGUGGGAGGAGAGGAUCCAGGUGUGGCAUGAGGAACACCGUGGCAUGCUCAGGGAGGAUGCUGUCCUGGAAUAUCUGAAGAUUGCUCAAGAUCUGGAGAUGUAUGGUGUGAACUACUUCAGCAUCAAGAACAAGAAAGGCUCAGAGCUGUGGCUGGGGGUGGAUGCACUGGGUCUCAACAUCUAUGAGCAGAAUGACAGACUAACUCCCAAGAUAGGCUUCCCCUGGAGUGAAAUCAGGAACAUCUCUUUCAAUGAUAAGAAAUUUGUCAUCAAGCCCAUUGAUAAAAAAGCCCCGGAAGACUUGGAGAAGACCCGUGCUGAGCUGAAGACUGCCAUGAGUACACCUCAUGUGGCUGAGCCUGCUGAGAAUGAGCAGGAUGAGCAGGAUGAGAAUGGGGCAGAGGCUAGUGCUGACCUACGGGCUGAUGCUAUGGCCAAGGACCGCAGUGAGGAGGAACGUACCACUGAGGCGGAGAAGAAUGAGCGUGUGCAGAAGCACCUGAAGGCCCUCACUUCGGAGCUGGCCAAUGCGCGAGAUGAGUCCAAGAAGACUGCCAAUGACAUGAUCCAUGCUGAGAACAUGCGACUGGGCCGAGACAAAUACAAGACCCUGCGCCAGAUCCGGCAGGGCAACACCAAGCAGCGCAUUGACGAAUUUGAGUCCAUGUAAUGGGCACCCAGCCUCUAGGGACCCCUCCUCCCUUUUUCCUUGUCCCCACACUCCUACACCUAACUCACCUAACUCAUACUAUGCUGGAGCCACUAACCAGAGCAGCCCUGGAGUCAUGCCAAGCAUUUAGUGUAGCCAUGGGACCAAACCUAGCCCCUUAGCCCCCACCGACUUCCCUGGGCAAAUGAAUGGCUCAUUAUGGUGCCAAUGGAACCUCCUUUCUCUUCUCUGUUCCAUUUAAUCUGUAUUGCUAGAAUAUCCUACUUGCCCAGCCCAGAGGUACUUUCCACUUGAUUUUGCAAAUACCCUUACACUUACUGUUGUCCAAUGGGAGUCAAGUGUGGAGUAGGUUGGAAGCUAGCUCCCUUCCCCUCCCCUACCACUGCCUUCUUCUUCAGGGUCCUGAGAUUUACAGGGUUAGAGUAUUACAUGGUUUAGGGAAUGAGACAGGACCUUGGAUAUCUGCUCCAGGAUGUCAACUGACCUAAAAUUUGUCCUCCCAGUGCCCAUCCCGUUUAGAGUUAUUUAGGCUUUGUAAUGACUGAGGGAUAAAAAGAUGUUCAGUCAUUUUUGUUUCUACCUUCCAGAUUGGACCUGUUACAAACUCAGCCUCAAUAAGCCUUGUCGUUGACUUUAGGGACUCAAUUUCUCCCCAGGGUGGAUGGGGGAAACAGUGCCUUCAAGAGGCUUCACCAAAUGUACUAGAAGGCCAUUGACCAUUCUGUUCUGGCAAGGCUGAGUAGAAGAUCCUACCACAAUUCCUUAUAGGAGUAUAGGCCUGUCUAAAGUGAGCUCUGUGGGCAGAGCUACCCCUUACUUAUUAUUCCAGAUCUGCAGUCACUUCAUGGGAUCUCCCCCUCCCUGCUUCAAUCCCCAAAUCCUCUCCAGCUAUAACAGUAGGGAUGAGUAUCCAAAAGCUCAGUCAGCCCCAUCAGGACUCUUGUGAAAAGAGAGGAUAUGUUCACACCUAGCUUCAGUAUUUUCCCUGCCAGGGGUUUUAGGUCUCUUCCCCUCUCAGAGCUACUUGGGCCAUAGCUCCUGCUCCACAGCCAUCCCGGGCUUGGCAUCUAGAGCUUGAUGCCAGUAGGCUCAACUAGGGAGUGAGUGCAAGAAGCUGAAUGUGGUGAGAGAAGUCUGUGCCCUGAUCCCAGUUUACUCAACCCUUUCACGUGACCAAAAUUCCCUUCUCAUCACUCCCCUCCAAAGUGGUGACUGGGCCCUGCCUCUGUUUGACAAACCUCUAACCCAGGUCUUGACACCAGCUGUUCUGUCCCUUGGAGCUGUAAACCAGAGAGCUGCUGGGGAUUCUGGCCUAGUUCCUUCCACACCCCCACCCGUUGCUCUCAACCCAGGAGCAUCCACCUCCUUCUCUGUCUCAUAUGUGCUCUUCUCCUUUCUAUAGUAUUAUGUAUUUUACUGAUAUCUAAAUACUGAUUUCUGCCUUCCUUGCUAAUGCACCAUUAGAAGAUAUUAGUCUUGGGGCAGGAUCAUUUUGGCCUCAUUCCUUUACCACCCCCACACUUGGAAAGCAUAUACUGUAUUACAAAACGACAUUUUGCCAAAAAUAUUAAUAUAAGAAGCUUUCAGUAUUAGUGAUGUCAUCUGUCACUAUAGGUCAUACAAUCCAUUCUUAAAGUACUCGUUAUUUGUUUUUAUUAUUCCUGUUUGUCUUCUCCCCAGGGUUCAGUCCUCAAGGGGCCAUCCUGUCCCACCAUGCAAUACCCCUAGCUUAGAGCCUCCUUCAGUUCCCCUAUCUACCACCCCCGACUCUGCCUGACCUUGAGGAGUCUUGUGUGCAUUGCUGUGAAUUAUUGACACUCACUUGGUGAUAUGUCCUAUAUUGGCUAAAUUCAAACCUGGAAUUGUGGGGCAAUCUAUUAAUAGCUGCCUUAGAGUCAGUAACUUACCCUUAGGGAGGCUGGGGAGAAAGGUUAGAUUUUGUAUUCAGGGGUUUUUUGUGUACUUUUUGGGUUUUUUAAAAAUUGUUUUUGGAGGGGUUUAUGCUCAAUCCAUGUUCUGUUUCAGUGCCAAUAAAAUUUAGGAAGACUUUA